GUGAGGGCCGCAGCGGGCAGCGACGCUCCGGAAGGUCAGCGUGGGGAAGAAGCGGGCUCCAGCCACCCGGGAACCGCGACCGACUCGAGUCGUCCACGCCGGCUUCCGGCAGCGGCGGGGAGAAGUCGACGGACAGUUGCUGGCAUCGCUAUGGAGGGCGGCGGCGGGGGCAGCGGCAAUAAGAGCUCGGGCGGCUUGGCCGGCUUUUUCGGAGCCGGCGGCGCCGGCUAUUCGCACGCGGAUUUGGCCGGCGUCCCGCUUACUGGUAUGAACCCCCUGUCUCCUUAUUUAAAUGUGGAUCCAAGAUACCUCAUACAGGAUACAGAUGAAUUUAUUUUACCAACUGGAGCUAAUAAGACCAGGGGAAGAUUUGAACUGGCCUUUUUUACCAUUGGAGGAUGUUGUAUGACAGGGGCUGCAUUUGGGGCAAUCAAUGGCUUACGACUAGGAUUGAAGGAAACCCAGAAUAUGGCCUGGUCCAAGCCAAGAAAUGUCCAGAUUUUGAAUAUGGUGACCAGGCAAGGGGCACUUUGGGCUAAUACUCUAGGUUCUCUGGCUUUGCUCUAUAGUGCAUUUGGUGUCAUCAUUGAGAAAACACGAGGUGCAGAAGAUGAUCUCAACACAAUUGCAGCUGGAACCAUGACAGGGAUGUUAUAUAAAUCUACUGGUGGACUUCGCGGGGUAGCACGAGGUGGACUAGCAGGACUAACAUUAACCAGCCUCUAUGCACUAUAUAAUAAUUGGGAGCAUAUGAAAGGUUCCUUGCUCCAGCCGUCUCUCUGAAGAUUUUGCCAACUCAUGGAUGGAGGACACUUUAGUCAUUUACAUCAACUUCUAAGUCAAUCUGGAAUUAUACUUUUAUCUACAGUUAGUUUGAAAAGAUGGAGAUUCUCCUGCUAUGAUGAAGAUUAUGGAUGGUUGACCAGGACUGGCAUUUCUUCCAGCCAUUAUGAGUUGAAACAAAAAAAUGCUCUGGUUGAGUAAUGUGGUCUUCUCCUUCGGAGAAAAUAUCUUACUUGUUCUGUAUCCUAAACUGGAACUGAAAAAACAAACCACUUACUCCCAAAAUCCAGGUCAUGCUUGUUAUGAAUACUGUAUCACCAUGCUUUGUUCAUUAAAUAAUACAAAAACAAUAAUGCCCUAUAUUAUUAAUAAAGGGUGAAAAUAGAACCAAAA
This is a messenger RNA of Suncus etruscus (white-toothed pygmy shrew), 1176 nucleotides long. It is a transcript of the gene TIMM23B, whose product is annotated as translocase of inner mitochondrial membrane 23 homolog B. The coding region runs from base 151 to 783 and encodes 210 amino acids. Gene Ontology annotation, biological process: protein import into mitochondrial matrix. The record is from RefSeq and is a predicted model, not a curated record. NCBI's taxonomy places the organism in Eukaryota, Metazoa, Chordata, Mammalia, Eulipotyphla, Soricidae. Gene Ontology annotation, molecular function: transmembrane protein transporter activity. Gene Ontology annotation, cellular component: TIM23 mitochondrial import inner membrane translocase complex; mitochondrial inner membrane. The transcript is spliced from 7 exons.